Messenger RNA from Candidula unifasciata, 920 nucleotides. Lineage: Eukaryota; Metazoa; Mollusca; Gastropoda; Stylommatophora; Geomitridae. The record is from the annotation of a GenBank genome assembly.
AUGUCGUCUGUCAAAGUGGCUGUGAGGGUUCGACCCUUUAACAACCGAGAGAUAUCCAGGGAUGCCGAGUGUAUCAUUGAAAUGACUGGCAAGACGACCACCAUCACAAAUCCCAAGGCUGGCCCCAAGGAUUCUCAAGUCAAAAGCUUCAACUUUGAUUAUUCCUACUGGUCUCAUACAACAGCAGAAGACCCCAGCUUUGCCGACCAGAAGAAAGUCUACGAGGACAUUGGACUGGAAAUGUUGGACCAUGCGUUUGAAGGCUACAAUGUUUGUAUCUUCGCUUACGGACAAACUGGUUCGGGCAAGAGUUAUACCAUGAUGGGGAAGAAUGAGCCAGGACAGACGGGAAUUAUUCCUCAGUUGUGUGAUGACCUGUUUAAAAGGGUCUCUGUCCAGGACAAUGAAGACACUACGUUCUCAGUCGAGGUGAGCUACUUUGAGAUUUACUGCGAGCGGGUCCGGGAUCUACUGAACCCCAGCAAUAAGAACAGCCUCAAGGUGAGGGAGCACCCGCUUCUGGGUCCUUACGUGGAGGACCUCUCCAAGCUGGCCGUCCAGUCCUUUGAGGACAUUAACAAUCUCAUUGAUGAAGGCAACAAGGCCAGAACUGUGGCGGCAACUAACAUGAAUGAAACCAGUAGCCGGUCCCAUGCCGUGUUUACCAUUAUUUUAAGCCAGCGCCGGUUUGACCGGGAAACCAAAAUGGUUGGAGAGAAGGAGGGAGCUAACAUCAACAAGUCCCUGACCACACUGGGCAAGGCCAACAAGAAGAAGAAAAAGGCUGACUUUAUUCCCUACAGAGAUUCGGUUCUGACCUGGCUUCUCAGAGAGAACCUGGGUGGUAACUCCAAGACGGCCAUGGUUGCAGCGUUGAGCCCAGCGGACAUCAACUAUGAUGAGACCUUGAGUACACUUCG